This is a messenger RNA of Mobula hypostoma (lesser devil ray), 981 nucleotides long. RefSeq names its product enhancer of rudimentary homolog. The coding region runs from base 162 to 485 and encodes 107 amino acids. The transcript has 4 exons. Lineage: Eukaryota; Metazoa; Chordata; Chondrichthyes; Myliobatiformes; Myliobatidae. The record is from RefSeq and is a predicted model, not a curated record.
UGAAGGAGGUUGGAGGCGGGUAUUAAAGGAGAUUGGCGCUGAGGCUGCCUGCCCGCUUCCAGCGCAGAUGCAGGACCGUCGCUGAGAGAGAGAGAGACAGGGAGAGAGAGGGAGUAACGUCCGGCUUUGCGGAAUUUAUCAUAAAGUUAACAGGAGGAACGAUGAGCAGUGGGUCUCACACUAUUUUGCUAGUUCAGCCUACCAAAAGGCCUGAAGGGAGAACUUAUGCUGAUUAUGAGUCAGUAAAUGAAUGUAUGGAAGGUGUUUGUAAAAUGUAUGAAGAGCAUUUGAAGCGAAUGAAUCCGAACAGCCCAUCAAUCACAUAUGAUAUAAGCCAGCUCUUUGAUUUCAUCGAUGAUUUGGCUGACCUCAGUUGCCUUGUAUAUCGAGCAGAUACUCAGACAUACCAACCCUACAACAAGGACUGGAUCAAGGAGAAAAUCUAUGUCCUGCUGCGGAGACAAGCCCAGCAAUCGGGAAAGUAAGUGGAGCCCCACCCUGUGUCCAAAUAAGCCAGUGCAGCUUAUUAUAUGGAAAGCACAUCUCAAAUACAUGCAUAGCCAAGAACCCUCACUCUACAGGAGAUUGAACAGUGCUACACUGCAACACGAUAUGCCUUUGGUGAAUAAAAACUUUCUUUUGUACUGACUUGCAGUAGACAUUAGUGGUUUUAAGCAGUUUUGAAUUUUCAUCGAUGACCAUUACAAGCAGCACAUAAUGCUUUUCUCGGAGAUUAGUUAGUGGAUACCUCAAAGACCGUUUUGGAUGGCUCAUCUUAGAACGUAAUACUACUGUGUUUUCAGUCCAUGAUGUGUUAUUUUUUAAACAGUAAAGCACAGAUCCCCAUAUUUCACAUUUGCACUGUGGCAUAUUGGAAGAAGUGCAUGAAAUAAUGUAGGUUGAAGAGUUCUGUAUGCUGUGUAGUGUAAUUUAUGCAACUUUUGUAAUCUUUAAGCAAUAAAACUUGAUGUUGUAUCUUGA